Messenger RNA from Populus trichocarpa (black cottonwood), 3292 nucleotides. Its product is annotated as NADH-ubiquinone oxidoreductase chain 4-like. The record is from RefSeq and is a predicted model, not a curated record. Gene Ontology annotation, molecular function: NADH dehydrogenase (ubiquinone) activity; ubiquinone binding. NCBI's taxonomy places the organism in Eukaryota, Viridiplantae, Streptophyta, Magnoliopsida, Malpighiales, Salicaceae. Gene Ontology annotation, biological process: electron transport coupled proton transport; aerobic respiration; ATP synthesis coupled electron transport.
UCACUAUUUCUUUUCUCUCUCCUCUAUGGAAAGAGGGGACGAUACGUGGUAUACCUAAUCGUUUGGUGUCAACUAGACGUACGUAAGUCGGCAUAGCUCUAUGUAUAUGUUCUUUGGAGCUAGAACCCAUAAAUAGAAUGAAAUGAAAUAAUGGUGAGCCAAGGGCGACGAACAUAACAUGGCUCAAGGGUGUCUAUACAAAGCCCUUAUCUUCUUAGGCAAUGCACUCUUUGAAUGGUACUUGAUUCAUAAAGAAAGAAUCAAUCUUUUGGUUAGAUACGGACUUUAUAAAAGGAAAUGUCACGCUCGAGAUAUGGGGCGUUCUAAUCGAAGUACCUCUCGGCCCUCUUACGGUAAAGCCAAUGCACCAGCCAGCCAGUGUGGUGGCGAACACGCUGUGCUGUAAGCUAAGCUGUUCACCUUGUAGACAGAGGAGAUAUAGAAAGUGUGCCGCGCGCGAUUCAUAAGAUUCUAUAGUAGCACAUUAUUAUAUUUAACUUAGCCUGCUUCUCUCAUCAUUUGAACCAACCCGGAUCUGCCCUCGCAAGUCUCUAUGCAUUUUGGGAGCAGAGCAUGCAAAAUCGAGCAAUGGAUCUUAGAAGAAUUCAACUUUGAACACCUUCUAUUUUUUCGCUGGCAUUUGAGUUGUCUCCCCUCCUCUUUCAAUCGACACACUCGACUAGAUAGUUCCGGUGGCCCGGCUUCUGCCUCUAUCAGGCUUCGCACCUCCCCUACCACGCUUUCCCAAGAACCCAUUUUUCAGGAUUCGGCAGGCCCGUCAAAAAAUGGGGAUACUUCCCCCAAAAACCAAGGGAGGCGGCAGCCCCCCACCUCCACAGCCACAGCAUGGAGGAACUGCUCUCACACUACAACCAAUCCAAAUUUUUUCCAGAUCGAUAUAUGAUGAUGCUAAACCGAGACCAAGAUAGAGAGAGAGGGCUGCCCCUUUGUUGGCUCUUCGAGACAAAAGCACUUAUAGGAAUGGUGCUAGUUCCCAUGUUCCUUCUAGUCUCGUUUGGUUUCGAGAGCCUCCCCCUCCCCGUCCUUACUCGUCUUUUGAAAGCCGUCAUCCUGGAUUUUUUUCGUAUGCCGCUUUCUACAAAAAUUUAUUUUUUCAUUUCCCUCUCAGAAUGAAAAGCCCGGGUGGAAGCACAAAGAGAGAGAGGAAAAGUAAAAAGGGGGGAAUAAGUAUAGUGCUAGUUCUUACUGAAACUUCUUUAUCUAACUUUUCUUUUUGAGUGGUUUCUUUGUUCUCUUAUUUGGAUUGAAAGAAAGACAAAACUUCCUACCUUCGGUUCGGUCCCCUCUUCUUUCUUUUUUAUUUCUUCGACGACGAAUUUCGGUUAUGACCAACGCCCCACUAGCUGAAUAGGCGUAGCUACCUGAAAAAAGGCAAGGUCGACUAGUCGACGAAUUGCCUUUUGCUAGAGAGAUUUUUUAUUAAUAAAGAAUUUAAAAAUAGAAAGAAUCUAAAUAAAAUAAAGGGCCGAAGGGAAGGGGGCCCACUACUUCUUCAUUCAGGGGGGAGACUAGCCUCAUUACUUCCCACUGGGCGAGAGGUGGACCUAAGCCACCUACCCACUCAUCAAUCACGGUCUUCAGCUGACUUGCACUGAUAGACCCCUAUUGUAUUGGAAUUAGGCGCCCAUCUUUUUACUGUUGUCAACUAAUCUCUUCAAUCUUCGAUUCUACUCUAUGUUAGAACAUUUCUGUGAAUGCUAUUCUGAUCUAAGUGGUCCUAUUCUUUGUCCCGUGCUAGGAAGCAUUACUCCUCUUUUCAUUCCAAAUUCAAGAAUACGACCGAUACGAUUGAUUGGUCUGUGUGCCUCUCUUAUUACUUUUUUGUAUUCCCCUGCUCCUCGGAUACAAUUCGAUCCUUCUACGGCCAAAUCUCAAUUUGUGGAAAGCCUUCGAUGGCUUCCUUAUGAGAACAUCCAUUUUGAUUUGGGUAUAGACGGUAUCUCUUUAUUCUUCGUGAUAUUGACCACAUUUCUGAUCCCUAUUUGCAUUUUAGUGGGUUGGUCUGGUAUGAGAAGUUAUGGGAAAGAGUAUAUUACAGCAUCUCUAAUUCGUGAAUUUCUAAUGAUCGCCGUGUUCCGCAUGCUGGAUCUUCUACUAUUCUAUGUUCUUCCCGAAAGCGUACUAAUCCCUAUGUUCAUUAUUAUAGGGGUAUGGGGUUCGAGACAAAGAAAGAUCAAGGCAGCAUAUCAGUUUUUCCUUUAUACUUUACUUGGAUCUGUUUUUAUGCUAUUAGCUAUUCUCUUGAUUCUUCUCCAAACAGGAACCACCGAUUUACAAAUAUCAUUAACCACAGAAUUUAGUGAGCGGCGCCAAAUCUUUCUAUGGAUUGCUUCUUUCGCCUCUUUCGCCGUCAAAGUGCCUAUGGUACCAGUUCAUAUUUGGUUACCCGAAGCUCAUGUAGAGGCACCUACGGCAGGAUCCGUCAUCUUGGCAGGAAUUCCUUUAAAAUUGGGAACCUACGGCUUUUUAAGAUUUUCAAUACCCAUGUUUCCCGAAGCGACACUUUUUUCCACUCCUUUCAUUUAUACUCCAAGCGCGAUUGCUAUAAUAUAUACUUCCUUGACCACUUCAAGACAGAUCGAUCUUAAGAAGAUCAUUGCUUACUCCUCAGUAGCCCAUAUGAAUCUGGUGACUAUUGGUAUGUUUAGUCGGGCGGCGGCCGUUAGGUCACCUAUUUUGAGUUAUGGACAACAAGGCCAAAACAUGUGUGCCGGGCGUGCGACCCAUCAACCUACGAACAUACAGGGAAUUGGAGGUAGCAUUCUACCGAUGUUAAGUCAUGGACUGGUUCCUUCAGCCCUUUUUCUAUGUGUUGGUGUUCUAUAUGACCGACAUAAGACUCGACUUGUUAGAUAUUACGGAGGUUUAGUGAGCACCAUGCCGAAUCUCUCUACCAUUUUCUUCUCUUCUACUUUGGCCAAUAUGAGUUCACCUGGUACUAGCAGCUUUAUCGGGGAAUUUCUCAUCUCAGUAGGAGCUUUCCAAAGAAAUAGCUUAGUAGCCACAUUAGCAGCGCUUGGGAUGAUUUUAGGCGCGGCCUAUUCCCUUUGGCUAUAUAAUCGUGUGGUUUCUGGAAAUUUAAAACCCGAUUUCCUCCAUAAAUUCUCCGAUUCAAAUGGCAGAGAAGUUUCCAUAUUUAUACCUUUUCUUGUUGGAGUUGUUCGGAUGGGUGUUCACCCCAAAGUGUUCCCGGACCGCAUGCAUACAUCCGUAAGUAACUUAGUGCAACAUGGCAAAUUUCAUUGAGAGGAAUCAGAAAAGAAAAGAAAAA